CCGGGGGUUUGCGCGUCUUUUCCUCUCAUGCGCGGUAUUUGCUUCCCGAGCAGGGCCCAAGGUUUGGCCUAGAGCCGGCGGGUGCAGCGGCAACGGCGGCACAAUAAGCGGGCUCAGGCUCCCGCUUUCUUGGUUCCCGCGCCUGCCCGUUGGGCGCUCAGGAUGGCAGACGACUCGCCCAAGCGGCGCAAAGCCAAUUUCAACGAGGCGGAGACCGAGGUACUGAUCGAGCAGGUGCUGAAGCACGAGCAGGUGCUGUUCGCGGCGGGGCCUGGCCGGGCCUCCCCAGGCCAGAAGCGCAAAGUCUGGGAGCUGAUCCGGCACAAAGUGAAUCCGGUGGCCGCCUGUCCCCGCGAGGUGGAAGACCUCAAGAAGCGCUGGCGGGAUCUUAAGCGGCGCGACCGGAGCAAGCUGUGCCGCAUCACCCAAGGCCCCGGAGGGCCCGUGCCUCACCCCGCCUCACUCGGCCUCCUAAUGGCCAGCGAGGAGAUCUCGCCGCCCGAUCAUCUCCGAUCCUACGCCUCUGGGCUGCCCGCUCCCAACGAGGCAGUGCCUAUUGUCGGGGGAAUAGACACGCUGGAUUUGCCAGGAGCCUCUUCCGUAGCGGAGAUCGGUUUUACAGAUGACCCAGGCCCAUCCCACCAAACAUGUGUGGAGAAAAUAAAUCUAAAAGAAGAGAUAGUUGUGAAAGUAGUGGAACCGGAAGAAAGCUCAGAGGACAUGGCUGUAGUUCCUCCUAGCCAGGAACAGCUACCUUUUUUGGGAAUACAGAAUGGAGGGCCCUGUGGAAAAGUAAAAGCCAAAACAAAAACUCAGCCCCAAACAGACCCCAGUGAAAUUACGGAAGAGGAUCUGUUGCAGAUCCAGCAGAACCAGCUUCACGUUAUCCAGUCUGGCUUUGAUAGUAUCAACCAUAAUCUUCGGCUUCUCCAGCAAGGCAUGCAAGAUCUCAACAACAGCCUCAGUAUCAUGGCACAUACGUUAGUGGCUAUCAAAAAUGUUUAUGUGAAAAACAACGCUGGCCCAACCACCUUUGCUACUGUCACUACUCAGACCACCGCAGGGUACCUGAGCCCUGGGUCCCCAUUGGUUGAGGACAGAGUCAGAGUACCGGUGGCUGGAAGUAGUAGCAGAAGCAGCAGCUGCAGCUCCAGCUCUAUGUCACAAGAGGCAGGCCCUUCGGAAUUUCCCAGGCCCCCACACAGACCCAUUAAGAAGGAACAUCCAAAUGGCUGUUAUUAUUUCUGUUUUGCAGAUGUGUAAGACUUGAAUACAUGUCAGACAACUGUUGCAUUUGAGAGGAGCUGUCCUGCACCCUGCUCUAAUAAUUGCAUUAUAAUGGAGCAGAUUCAUCUGGCUGUCCUCCUGUGAUGCUAAAUAUGUAAGAUCACCACCACCCCCAGCUGCAGAAACGUUGCCUUGUAGGAGGCAUAACACUACGAACCAUUCUGGAACCAAUUUUGGUGAAGGGAGGUAAAGAAAUGUGUUAAAUACAACUUUUAGAGCCCAGCCUCUUUUACUCAGAAGUCCUAAUGCAUCCAGCGGGAUUCAUUCCUAAGCUGUAUAUGUAUAGGAUUACAACAUUAGUGGUUAUCCAGUAGCUACUGGAGCUGGUUAAUACCUCUUGCAUUGUGUUCCCCCCCUUUUUUCCUUAUGGAGGGGGAACAGAAAGAAAACUUGCUCCAGACCCUUCUGGUAUCAAUUUGACCUUUUAAAAUAAAACAGUAUGAAAAGAUAGCAGCAACUUUAAUUAGUAUCUGAUGCAGAAGCUAUCAGACAAGCUGUUUUUAUUUUUGUAGCAAUCCAAAGUGCAGAUUAGUGAGAAAUUGGGUACUUGAUUGUACUUAAUUUAAAAAAGAAAAGCUGCCUACUUCUACUGUAAGAACAUAUGGAGUUUAUCAGCUCUAAAACUAGGAAUGAAUUGGGGUAUUGAGCCAUGAGCAAAGUGCAUCUAAGUUUUUCUUGAUAGUUCCUCUUCAUUAUUGCUCAUGUCCAGCUCUUCUAAAUGUAUCUUUCCUAUGAAAAGAACACCACCACUGCUAAAAACAUACAGUAGUAGGGAGGCUGCCUUUUGUUGCAUAAUUAAAGAGAAUUUGCCCAAAA
Molecule: messenger RNA, 2103 nt
Organism: Varanus komodoensis (Komodo dragon)
Lineage: Eukaryota; Metazoa; Chordata; Lepidosauria; Squamata; Varanidae
Exons: 2
Coding region: 163-1263 (366 amino acids)
Cellular component (GO): nucleus
Source: RefSeq, a predicted model, not a curated record